This is a messenger RNA of Ipomoea nil (Japanese morning glory), 612 nucleotides long. RefSeq names its product protein FAR1-RELATED SEQUENCE 11-like. Gene Ontology annotation, molecular function: zinc ion binding; nucleic acid binding. Bases 1 to 612 code for a protein of 203 amino acids. The record is from RefSeq and is a predicted model, not a curated record. The transcript has a single exon. Lineage: Eukaryota; Viridiplantae; Streptophyta; Magnoliopsida; Solanales; Convolvulaceae.
AUGUAUGAAGUAACCGAAGCUCCAAACGAGACGAAAAUAGAGUGUGCAUGCAAGAAAUUCACCCGUGUUGGUAUACUUUGCAAACACAUACUAGCAGUUAUGAAGGCAACAGGGUACGAAUCAAUCCCAGACAAGUAUUUAGUUCCACGAUGGAGAAGAGACGCAUGUGCACACCCAAUACACGAUGUGCCGUGGGCAAAAACUACCAAUAUCCCCACCACAAAUGAAUCAUCACGAGUAGCCAAUCAACUUUGGAGCGAAUUCUACAACUGCAUGGGAUUAGUGAGUGGUUGGCCUAACAAAAUGGACCAAAUGCUGUCAACCUUGCAACAACUGAAACAAGACCUACAAAGGGAGCGGCAACAACCACCCGAGAGUGGAAACACCGAAACUAUGUUCGAAAUACUACUAGGAUCAAGCAAGCCAGGAGACAUACAAAUAAAACCACCAAAAGUCGCAAAGAACAAAGGAAGUGGGAAGAGACUCAAAAGCAACAAAGAGAAGGCAAUCACAAAGACCCAAAAGAAGAAAGAGAGGACAUGCAAUAUAUGCAAUCUCCCAGGCCACAACAGCCGCACCUGUCCAGAAAAGGUAGCACAGGAUGAGGCUUAG